Messenger RNA from Anarrhichthys ocellatus (wolf-eel), 1423 nucleotides. It is a transcript of the gene thap4, whose product is annotated as THAP domain containing 4. The transcript has 5 exons. Bases 126 to 650 code for a protein of 174 amino acids. The record is from RefSeq and is a predicted model, not a curated record. Lineage: Eukaryota; Metazoa; Chordata; Actinopteri; Perciformes; Anarhichadidae.
GGCCGUAUAUAAAAACUACGUCACAUUAGCGCAACACCGACGCAGAUGAACUGUUCAUUUCGUGUCAUUUAAUCUCUGUUUGAUUUGAUGCAUUCAUCCUCGCUCGCCUGCAGUUUGCUUUAUUAAUGGCGUGUCCUUUCAGUCACACAGCAUCAGCGGAUCUGAACCCAGCCCUCCUCCCUCUAGACUGGCUGCUGGGUACCUGGGAGUCGGAUGAACCUGGAGAGGGCUGUUUUACCACCAUCAAACCUUUCCACUACACGGAGACACUGACCUUCAGCCAUGUGGGACAACCAGUCAUCAACUUCACGUUCAACGCCUUCCAUGCAGAGACCAAGAAGCCUCUGCACAGGGAGUGUGGCUUCAUUCGAAUGCAGCCGGGAGCCAACAGAGUGGCGUUCAUCAUCGCACAGAACUCCGGUCUGGUGGAGAUCGAGGAGGGAGAGCUGACGGCGCAGCAGCUGAACCUGCAGAGCCAGGCGCUGGCCAGAGUCUCUUUUGCCAGAGAGCCGCAUGUACAAAAGAUUUCUCGAGUGAUUCAGCUCCGACCAGAUGGGAGGCUGGAGCAGACAGUUUCCAUGGCAACAGACAACCAACCACUGAUGCAGCACUUGCACAUCACCUACCGUCGGCAGGCCUCCUGUACUUAGGAGUACUUUGGUCAGGAAAGAUAAAUGUUGCCCAAAUAAGGGGACUUUAGUCAGAUAAUCAUAUAAACAGUUUGAGUUAUGGCAUUAAUACAAUACAUACAAUCAUAACUGGGCGUUGUUUAAGACACUACAGGUGUAGAUUUAAUGUUACUGUCAAAGGUAAAAGGGCCCUGUGGAGUUUUUCUUGGAAACAAAACAAAAGCUUUGUUUACAUUCAGCUUUACUCUCCAAAACGUCAAUGUUCACAUCCAUGUUUACUAGCAAACAGUCUUCUUCUUCUCUGCCUUUGCUAACAUAUUUCUUUAUAUGUUGGUGUUUUACCACCACCCGUAUGUCAAAGGAACAGAGUGAAACUACCACUAGAGGUGUAAAACUCCACAGCAAACCUUUAAUCUAUUCAUAUUGCACUUAAGGGCCUUGCUUUAGUAUGGGUGCUCGCCUUAUCUUAAUAUGUAUGGUCUGGAUAUUUAUUCUUGGAGCUGUAAAGCUUAUAAAGCACUGAUGAAUUAAUGUUAAGUACAGUGUCCUUAUCUCUAACAUUCAUUGCAUUAUUUUAAGGUUGAAAGCUCAAUUAACUGGGUUCAAUGAACAGUGUUUUCUGUGUAGAUUCUACGGAGAGUUCUUCUGAGUGUUAAAACGUUUUCAUCAUGUGUCUCAGCAGAAUGUCCAAGGUUGGUUUAAGUCGUUCAGUAGAGUGGUUCAUAUACAUGUAGAUGUACUUAUACAGGCUGCAAUAAGAGGAAUUAAAGUUAUUUCACCUAUUUUGGUUUUUA